Kluyveromyces lactis is the source of this 1737-nucleotide messenger RNA. RefSeq names its product CTP synthase. Lineage: Eukaryota; Fungi; Ascomycota; Saccharomycetes; Saccharomycetales; Saccharomycetaceae. Gene Ontology annotation, molecular function: identical protein binding; CTP synthase activity. The transcript has a single exon. Bases 1 to 1737 code for a protein of 578 amino acids. Gene Ontology annotation, biological process: pyrimidine nucleobase biosynthetic process; CTP biosynthetic process. The record is from RefSeq and is a predicted model, not a curated record. Gene Ontology annotation, cellular component: cytoplasm; cytoophidium.
AUGAAGUACGUCGUUGUAUCUGGUGGUGUCAUUUCAGGUAUUGGUAAGGGGGUGUUAGCCUCGAGCACCGGUAUGUUGUUGAAAACCCUAGGUUUGAAAGUAACAUCCAUCAAAAUCGAUCCAUACAUGAACUUGGAUGCUGGUACAAUGUCUCCAUUGGAGCACGGUGAAUGCUUUGUUUUGAACGAUGGUGGUGAGACCGAUUUAGAUUUGGGUAACUAUGAACGUUACCUAAAUGUGACUUUAACUAAGGACCAUAAUAUCACUACUGGUAAGAUCUAUUCCCAUGUCAUCGCUAAGGAACGUAAAGGUGAUUAUUUGGGUAAGACAGUUCAAGUUGUGCCUCAUUUGACUAAUGCUAUCCAAGAUUGGAUUGAGCGUGUUUCUAAAAUCCCAGUUGACAACACUGGUUUAGAACCAGACGUUUGUAUCAUUGAAUUAGGUGGUACUGUCGGUGAUAUUGAAUCUGCGCCAUUCGUCGAGGCUUUAAGACAAUUCCAAUUCAGAGUUGGAAGGGAAAACUUUGCCUUGAUUCAUGUGUCUUUAGUUCCAGUUAUUCAUGGUGAACAAAAGACUAAGCCAACUCAAGCUGCUAUCAAAGACCUGAGAUCUUUGGGUUUAACUCCAGAUAUGAUUGCAUGUCGUUGUACCGAAAAGCUAGAUCAGCCAACCAUUGACAAAAUCGCUAUGUUCUGUCAUGUUGGUCCUGAACAAGUGGUUAAUGUCCAUGAUGUUAACUCGACAUAUCACGUCCCACUUUUGUUGUUAGAACAGAAGAUGAUUCACUACUUAGCUGAAAGAUUAAGUAUAUCGAAGAUUGAACUAUCCAUUGAAGACACUCAAAGAGGUGAUGAUCUAUUGCAAAGAUGGAAGAAUCUAACUUCUAACAUUGACGAAUCUCUUGAAACUGUAAAGAUUGCUUUGGUUGGAAAAUACACAAACUUGAAAGAUUCAUAUCUUUCUACCAUUAAAGCAUUGGAACACUCCUCUAUGAGAUGUAAACGUAAGUUAGAAAUCAUUUGGGUUGAAGCAUCAGAUUUGGAACCAGAAACUAAUGAAAAUGUGGAAAAUAAGGCCAAGUUCCAUCACGCAUGGAACUGUAUUUCUAUAGCAGAUGGUAUUCUAGUCCCAGGUGGGUUCGGUAGUAGAGGUACCGAAGGUAUGGUUCUUGCAGCCAAAUGGGCUAGAGAAAACAACAUUCCAUAUUUGGGUGUUUGUUUAGGUCUACAAAUUGCUACCAUUGAAUUUGUAAGAAACGUCUUGGGUAACAAAAACGGUACAUCUGCUGAAUUCUUCCCUGAAUCUAACGAAGAAGAUCAUGUCGUUGUAUACAUGCCUGAAAUAGACAAGGAAAACAUGGGUGGUACUAUGAGACUUGGAUUAAGACCAACUAUCUUUGAGCACGACACAGAAUGGAGCAAGAUUAGAAAGCUAUACGGUGGCGGAUCACAGGUCGAGGAGAGACACCGUCAUCGUUACGAAAUCAACCCUAAACUAAUCGAAUCUUUAGAAAACCAUGGAUUGAAAUUUGUCGGUAGAGACGAAACGGGUCAAAGAUGCGAAAUUUUAGAACUUGAAAACCAUCCAUAUUUCGUUGCUACUCAAUACCAUCCAGAAUACAUGUCCAAGGUUUUGGACCCAUCUACGCCAUUCUUGGGUUUAGUUGCCGCUGCUUCUGAUAUGUUAAACGAGGUCAUUGAAGCCAGAACCUCUGAAACAGGUAAGGCUGAUUUCUAA